AUGGCCAACACCACAGGGCUGAAUGCCACAGAGGUAGCAGGCUCGAUGGCCUUGGUCCUGGCGGCAGUCGUGGAGGCGGCAGCACUGCUGGGCAACGGUGCACUGCUGGUCGUGGUGCUGCGCACGCCAGGACUGCGCGACGCGCUCUACCUGAUGCACCUGUGCAUCGUGGACCUGCUGGCAGCGGCCUCCAUUAUGCCACUAGGCCUGCUGACCGCGCAGCCACCGGGGCUGGGUCGCAUGCACCUGGGCCCCGCACCCUGCCGUGUGGCGCGUUUCCUCUCCGCUGUGCUACUGCCCGCCUGCACUCUUGGCGUGGCAGCGCUCGGCCUAGCACGCUACCGCCUCAUAGUGCAACCGCUGCGGCCAAGUGCUUGGCCUCCGCCUACUCUGGUGCUCACCACCCUGUGGGCUGUGGCCGGGCUGCUGGGCGCACUCUCCUUGCUCGGGCCGCCUUCCGUACCGCCCCCUGCCCCGGGUCGCUGCUCGGUGCUAGCGGGGGGCCUUGGCCCUUUCCGGCCGCUCUGGGCUCUGGUGGCCUUCGCGCUGCCCACCUUCCUGCUGCUUGGGGCCUAUAGCGGCAUUUUCCUUGUGGCGCGCCGCGCUGCCCUGCGGCCCCCACUGCCGGCGCGCGGGCCGCGUCCACGCUCCGACUCUCUGGAUAGCCGCCUCUCCAUUUUGCCACCCCUCCAGCCUCGCCUGCCGGGGGGCAAAGCAGCCCUAGCCCCAUCGCUGGCCGUAGGCCAAUUUGCAGCCUGCUGGCUUCCUUAUGGCUGUGCAUGUCUAGCACCUGCUGCGCAGGCCGCAAGAGUGGAGACUGCAGUCACCUGGGUAGCCUACUCGGCCUUCGCAGUUCACCCCUUCCUGUAUGGCCUACUGCAGCGCCCGGUUCGCCGGACCCUGGGCCGCCUGGCUCGCCAAGUCCUGCUGAGGCCACCAUGGGCCUGCACUCCGAGGACCUGGCAUCCACGGGCACUUUUGCGGCACCUCCAGGGACCUUCAGACGGCCCUGCCCUAGGUCAUUCUGAGGCACCAGAACAAGACUCGGAUUUGACAAGAGGGGAGAGUCUGCACAUACCAGAAGCUACAUGA
Molecule: messenger RNA, 1092 nt
Organism: Talpa occidentalis (Iberian mole)
Lineage: Eukaryota; Metazoa; Chordata; Mammalia; Eulipotyphla; Talpidae
Gene: GPR62
Product: G protein-coupled receptor 62
Exons: 1
Coding region: 1-1092 (363 amino acids)
Biological process (GO): G protein-coupled receptor signaling pathway
Cellular component (GO): plasma membrane; endosome; signaling receptor complex
Molecular function (GO): G protein-coupled receptor activity
Source: RefSeq, a predicted model, not a curated record